AUGGCAUCUCCUCGGCCAUGCGUUAAAGCUCCACAACAAAGGAUUCUUGUUCAAUUGGUGGAUCAAUUUGGAACUAGAGAAUGGUCUCAUAUUGCUAAGUUUCUAAGUGGCAGGAUCGGGAAACAAUGUAGGGAAAGAUGGAAUAAUCAUCUUCGGCCCGAUAUUACGAAGGACUCAUGGAGCCAGGAAGAGGACAAAAUAUUGAUUGAAGCUCGUAAGAAACUUGGGAACAAAUGGUCUGAAAUUUCAAAGAAAUUGCUCGGGCACACAGACAACACCAUCAAGAACCACUGGAACGCCACCAAGCGCAGCCAAAUCGCAAAGAAGAGGCGGAGCAAGCGUAAAAGUUUGAAGCUGAAUGCACUUCAAAAGUACAUCAUUGAAGUCGAAGCCGCAAAGGAAGCUGAAAAGAAGCAGUUGGAGGAUUCCAUAAGCAGGAUGAAUAUUGAAAAUCAACUUAACUUCAACAAUGCCAAUGGAAGUUCGGGAGGUUUGGCUGCUCGUCCAGAAGGUGAAAUUGAAGGCUAUGUUCCAAUGAUGGUCAAUAGUGGUGAUGAUGGAAUGGGAAAUGGAUUUGGAGCAAUGAAUUGUGAUUAUGGAUCAUAUGGAAUGAAGUUUUUUCCUGAGGUUCCCAUGAAUCAAGAAAUUGAUCUCAUGAAGAUGUUCUGUAAAAAUUCUUAG
Vicia villosa (hairy vetch) is the source of this 681-nucleotide messenger RNA. Its product is annotated as transcription factor MYB98-like. NCBI's taxonomy places the organism in Eukaryota, Viridiplantae, Streptophyta, Magnoliopsida, Fabales, Fabaceae. Gene Ontology annotation, cellular component: nucleus. The transcript is spliced from 3 exons. The record is from RefSeq and is a predicted model, not a curated record. Gene Ontology annotation, molecular function: RNA polymerase II cis-regulatory region sequence-specific DNA binding; DNA-binding transcription factor activity, RNA polymerase II-specific. Bases 1 to 681 code for a protein of 226 amino acids. Gene Ontology annotation, biological process: regulation of DNA-templated transcription.